This is a messenger RNA of Puccinia triticina, 2691 nucleotides long. RefSeq lists its product as uncharacterized. Gene Ontology annotation, biological process: carbohydrate metabolic process. Bases 1 to 2691 code for a protein of 896 amino acids. NCBI's taxonomy places the organism in Eukaryota, Fungi, Basidiomycota, Pucciniomycetes, Pucciniales, Pucciniaceae. The transcript is spliced from 16 exons. The record is from RefSeq and is a predicted model, not a curated record. Gene Ontology annotation, molecular function: hexosaminidase activity.
AUGUCAACAGGAGCGUAUUCCCAAAAUGAGAUCGAAAGACUAGCCGAUUCAAUCGUCUCGUUGGAUCCAGCCUCAGCAGACCAAAGCCCUAUGAGAACUGAUGCAAGCUCUACACAAGACAACCAGGAAGACAACGAAAAUCGUAUGGAGGAUGGACAAGGGCCGGCGAAGGGUAUGGUGGAGUCCGGCGCCAACGAGCAGGGCGCAUGCCACCAUCAAUUCUACACUGAACUGCCGAUCAGGCUUGUCUUGUUAGACUUUGAAGUCGAGAAGGAGCUCCGCUUCGCCUUGACCGAGCUCUGCGAGCACUCCGUCCGGAACAACAUGAACAUGGUCUCACUGCUCAAUCACUCAAAUCAUCCCCACCACGCUCUGUCGGAGUCAAUCGACCAGAACGCCGUCGAUUUCUUUAACCAAUCUAUUACUCAAUCUAGGAUCACUACUGACCUCCGCAGCCCAAACUUCAAACACUCUCAUCAUAAUCUCCCAAAUCACGAUGGUAACCUCCAUAAUCAGAAUCCUACCAGCCUUCAGCCUGAGUUUUGGUGGUUUCUCCAGUUUAUCAAGCAGCAGGAAGGAGAGGAGGAGGUUGGGGAGACGAAGGAGGAAGAGGGGGGACGAGCGGGCCGGCUAGAGAUCAGCACCUCGCAUCCAAAUUUCUACGAGUUCUCAAACAGCCAUCCGGGGUACCUAGCCGACGUCCUGAACUCAUUACGAGCAGGCGAGAGAGGGGUAUUGGAGCGGUUUGUGGUGACGGUACGGUAUAGACGAAGGAGCGAGGCCUUCAGGGCGCUCGGUCAUCUCCUUGGACUCACCCGUCACUAUCAUCCCUCUUCACUCUCUGCCGGUACGCAUGAUUCAAAAAAAAACUACCGGAAAAACGGCUUCAGUCCGGGCGCCACAUGGGAUCCUAGAGCCUGCCAAGCCAUCGUUGACCUCUUACAUCAGAGACACGAAACUUGUAACUUCGACUCCCUGGGACUCAUGGUCGACUGCUCUAGGAACGGCGUUCUCAAAGUCCAGAGAGUCAAGGAACUCUGUAGGUUUAUCGCCCUGAUGGGCUUGAACGUCUUGCAGUUGUACACCGAGGACACCUACCAGAUCCAAGGCGAACCUUUUUUCGGCUACUUUCGCGGCCCUUACACCCAGCUCGAGCUGAAAGAAAUCGACGAUUACGCUUAUGAACUCGGAAUAGAAGUAGUUGCAUGUAUUCAAACAUUGGGUCAUCUUGGCCAGAUGCUCCAGUGGCCUCGGUUUGGCGGGAUGAGAGAUACAAAUGAAAUCCUGCUUGUUGGAAGCCAGGAAACAUAUGGCUUUAUUGAGAAAAUGAUUCAGGCGAUCACUAGCCCUCUUAGAAGUAAGAAGAUUCAUAUCGGAAUGGAUGAAGCUCAUGGAGUUAGUGAAGGCAGGUAUCGACAACUGUUUGGGGACAAAGAUAGCUGUCAAGUCUUUACGGAUCACUUGAAUAAGGUUAAUCAAAUCUGUGCAAAGAUGGGUUUGAGGCCUAUGAUCUGGUCUGAUAUGCUGUUCUGUCUAGCGGCUAAGAAUAACUCUUUGGGCGGGUACUACGACUCAAGUAACCCGGCAACACCCGAAUUAGUCCAAUCCAUCCCGCCGGAAAUCGAGCUUGUCUAUUGGGAUUAUUAUCACACUACCUCGGCUCCUUAUGUCAACAAGAUCAACCAGCACCGGGAUCUUAAUUUUAAGUCGCCAGCCAUGGCCAGUGGCAUCUGGACCUGGUCGAGAUUUUGGACCGCUUUGCCGUUUACGAUUGAGACGAUUACGGCGAGUAUGAAAGCUAUUAAGAAUCCCCAGUCGGGUGUCAAGCAUGCCCUUACCACGAUCUGGGGAGACGAAGGAAAUGAAUGUGAUAUUUGGUCAGCAUUACCUGGGCUGUUGUUCUAUUCAGAACAUGCUUAUUCGGCCAAGUCGGAGAUCGAUGUCCGGCUCUUGAAAAGCAAGUUCGACGGGAUCUGUGGCGGAUCGUUUGAUGACUUUGUCUUCGCUUCCAAGCUCGAUGACUUGCAACCUGAGAACCAGUUGAUCGAUGAUAAAGCUCGGUUUACGCCUAAUCUUAGUAAAUGGUUGAUUUGGGAAGAGCCUUUCUUUUCGAUUUUAUCGCCUCAAUACGCUGGAUACGAUCUCGAAACGCACUACAACCGGCUAUCGAAAUAUUUAGAUGAGGCGAUGGGAGGCGGGGGAAGAUUAGAAAACGCGCACAAUGCAAGAGGGCAUGAAUGGACGAGGACGAUGGAACACCCGUUGAACUCGCGGCUGAUGCUACCGAACCUGAUUGCCAAGGUGCUGGGAUUAAAGUGCCAUCUCCGGGACCGAUUGGUGCACGCCUAUCGACAGAAUGAUCGCGAGGAACUCGUUGCGCUUGCCGGUCCGGGCCCGCUCUCGAGACUUAGUCGAUUGAGGGCAUUGUGCGAUCAGACCUGGAAGUACCAUCGGGACUUGUGGAUGUUGAUGUAUAAACCGUUUGGAUGGGAGGUCUUGGAUCUACGCUAUGGUGGACUGAGGGCCCGACUGGAAAGCAUGCACGAACGGCUAAUGGCCUAUCUCGAUCCAUGUAACUCGUCCGUCGUGCGGAUCGAGGAGCUUGAAGUGGAGACAGAGCUAGUCUAUCCGACCAGUGGUGCGGUGAUGAUGCUUGAUUACCAUCGUGUCAGUCGGCCACAAUAUUGUUGA